Antrostomus carolinensis (chuck-will's-widow) is the source of this 1375-nucleotide messenger RNA. RefSeq names its product TNF superfamily member 13b (gene TNFSF13B). The record is from RefSeq and is a predicted model, not a curated record. Gene Ontology annotation, molecular function: receptor ligand activity; tumor necrosis factor receptor binding. The coding region runs from base 84 to 950 and encodes 288 amino acids. Gene Ontology annotation, cellular component: membrane. The transcript has 6 exons. Gene Ontology annotation, biological process: immune response; positive regulation of B cell proliferation. Lineage: Eukaryota; Metazoa; Chordata; Aves; Caprimulgiformes; Caprimulgidae.
CAGAGAGCAACUGGUAACAUGGAUUGCACCUCAGAAGGGGACAGCUGAACUCUCCCUCCGGCUUUAGUGAGGAAAGAGCAGCGAUGAAAUCCGUGGACUGUGUGCACGUCAUCCAGCAGAAGGAUACCGCCUCCUCUCCCUCUGCCCCCCCUGGUGCUGCUUCAGGCACCGCGGGACUUUUUUCUGUCACAUUCCUGUGGCUUGCAAUGCUCCUGUCCUCUUGUCUUGCAGCAGUGUCUCUUUACCAUGUUAUCACUCUGAAAACAGAACUAGAAGCUCUGCGCAGUGAGCUGAUCCACAGGGUCCAGGCAAGGUCUCUGCUAGACCAGCCACCCGUGUUCCCUGAGGAAAAUAAAGCGAAUAUCCCUGUUUCUUCCUUCCUGCAAGUGUCUGCAGCUGGCGCCAGGCAGGAGAACAGGCUUCCUGGUCCUGGCCCAGCUGAAAGCUUCCAAAAGGAAAUCUGGAACAGGAGCAGAAACAGGGGCAGAAGGUCUGUUGUCCACACAGAAGAAAGAGUGCUGCAAGCCUGCUUGCAACUGAUCGCUGACAGCAAAAGUGAUAUCCAGCAGAAAGAUGAUUCAAGCAUUGUCCCUUGGCUUCUGAGCUUUAAACGUGGAACAGCUCUGGAAGAACAAGGAAAUAAAAUAGUGAUCAAAGAAACAGGAUAUUUUUUCAUAUAUGGCCAGGUUUUAUAUACCGAUACAACAUUUGCUAUGGGACACCUAAUACAGAGGAAGAAGGCUCACGUGUUUGGUGAUGAUCUCAGCUUGGUGACAUUGUUUCGUUGCAUCCAAAAUAUGCCACAGUAUUAUCCGAAUAAUUCUUGCUAUACUGCUGGCAUUGCAAAAUUAGAAGAAGGGGAUGAACUUCAACUUACAAUACCACGGAUGAGGGCCAAAAUAUCUUUGGAUGGAGAUGGUACUUUUUUUGGUGCAGUUAGACUCCUCUGAAACCCUUCACUUAUGUUACUAUGCUUAAUGCAGUUUUCUUCUUUUCCUAUGCCUUUGUCAGAAAAAAUAUUGAAUUGUAAUAAAGCUGCCAAUUCAGUCUCUCCCCAUCUACCACCAGCUUCUGAGAACUUUUCUUCUGUUUAAAUAAGAGAACCCAAAACAGGAAACACACCAGACAUAGUUGUGAGAUAUAACCAUCAUGUGAUUACCAGAAAGCCAAUUUAUUUUAGACAAUGGGACAACUGUAAAGCAAUGGGUUUUUUGGCUUUGAAACAGUUUCUUGUCCAUAAGGCUAAUCAAAGAAUGAGUUGACCAUGAAGUAUAGCAUAAACAGGAUGACUGAGUAUGAAAUUAUUAUCCAUAAUUGAAAAGGAAAACUAAAACACAACUACAUCUUAGAUUUGCUUUGUUUCAUCAAUAAAAUA